Molecule: messenger RNA, 18624 nt
Organism: Callithrix jacchus (white-tufted-ear marmoset)
Lineage: Eukaryota; Metazoa; Chordata; Mammalia; Primates; Cebidae
Gene: RFX7
Product: regulatory factor X7
Biological process (GO): regulation of transcription by RNA polymerase II
Molecular function (GO): DNA-binding transcription factor activity, RNA polymerase II-specific; RNA polymerase II cis-regulatory region sequence-specific DNA binding
Source: RefSeq, a predicted model, not a curated record
AAUCUCCUGAGAUAGUGUACUCCUUUAUAGAUUGAAAUGCUUUUAGGUCAGAUUUUCCUUCCUUUGGUUCUCUUACUGCCUUGUGGAAGAGAAUUUUAAUAUUAACUAUCAAAUUGGUUUUGUAUUUUUUUGCCUUUGGUAUAAGAAAAAUUCUGUGAUUCUUGAGUUUAAGUGGAGGACUGUAGGACCUUGAACUUGGUGACUUUCUUUUUGGAUCAAAUUUGGGAUACUGAACCCUUUACUGCCCUAAUAAACUCUUAACUCUAGAAAAGAGUAAUAAGUCAUAUCUUAUAAGUAUACCUGUAGGCCAUUUUAACUACAGUUUUAAGAAAUGUUCUCAUUAAUUUAUAUGAGACACUGGCAUAGUACUUAAUCUGACCAUUAAGCAUCAUUGCUUGGAUAUGCCAUCUUAAUGGAAUUCUCAUUUUAACUUCAGCUCUUUAAACCGUUUCCAUUUUGGUUUUCUUUUUUAUAGUCUCAGUUAAGUACCUAAUACCAUGGGUUAGUCUAAUGCUUUUCAGUUAAAAAAAAAGACUUGGACAUACAUAGCUUGUCACCUAUUGGUGACAAGUAAGGUACAUUCAAAAAAGUGAAGUCACUUACAUGUAUCCCCUUGUUUUUCUCAUUUAAAGAUCUGCCUUAUAUCUGACACAACUACAUGGAUAUAUAACUUCUGAAACUAUGCUGUAGGGGAAAAAGAGUUGUUUUCUCCAUUACACAAUCCAGUGAUGUUAUCUUGCCCAUGUUUUAGAUUCUUUUUAAAUGUUUGUAAGUAUACAGACUGAAUAAUAAAAAGUUUAAAAAGCUUUUUAAAUGUUUGAAAAGAAACUAAAGACUUAACUUUUCAUCUCCCAGAAAGAACAGUUAUCUUUAUGGAUGAGUCGCAGUGCAUGCAGCUGUCUCAUGUUUCAUUUCAUUAUUUUUGUGGGGAUUGUUUCCUGUUCUGUAGACCAGGUAAAUUUGCCCAUAUUUGAAACCUGCAACUGCCUCGAAAGGUUCAGCACUAGAGGUCAUUGACCUUUAAUUUAUCUUUUUUACUGACAAUACAUAAUGUUUCUAUGGAUAAGGAAGUUCCAGAAUGGCGAGACGGGGGCACAAAAUGUUCUUCUUGAUUAAAAUCCCAGUGUAAAAUAGAGGCAUUAUUAUCAGACAUAAUCGUAACAUUUUUAACUGUAUAAUGGAGCCAAGUAAAAACCAAUGUGUGACCUUGUACAAGUCAUUUUUUGUUCUUAAUUUGUAAAUGAAAGGGUUUGACUAGAUUUAGUUUUAUGUAGCAUUUAUUAAGAACCUGUUACAUGCUUGUUAUUACAGUAUGGCUUCUUAUAUCAAUGUUAAAUCUUUAUUAAAAAACUCUGGAGGAGAUGUAGUGGUUGCAGAAUUGGAAUUCUUCCCUUUUUUUUUUUUUUUUUUUGAGACAAUUUAGUUUUGCUGGCUCUUGUUGCCCAGGCUGGAAUGCAAUGGCGCCAUCUCGGCUCACUGCAACUUCUGCCUCUGCCUUCUGGGUUCAAGCGAUUCUCCUGCCUCAGCCUCCCAAGUAGCUGGGAUUACAGCCAUGCAUCGCCACAUCUGGCUAAUUUUGUAUUUUUAGUAGAAACGGGGGUUUCUCCAUGUUGGUGAGGCUGGUCUUGAACUUCUGACCUCCUCUGCCUCUCAAAGUUUUGGGAUUACAGGCAUGAGCCACCAUGCCCAGCCAGAAUUCGUCCUUUCAAGACCAUAUUUUUGGAUCCUGCCAUAUUUGCCAUGGUGUUUCUUACUAGAUAAAUUUAUUUGAAGAUUUCUUUUUAGCUUUAAGGAAUAUAUUAUAUGUGCAUAUGCUUUCCUGUUUGACAUGUUUGAGUCUUGUUGACUCUUUCAGUUUUUAAUAUUAAUAUCAACCUGAAAAUGUUUGCAUGAAGAAUACUGGGAAAGUACAUGGAUUGAGACUAAAGAGAGCAGCACAAUUUGUUUAGUACUCUGCCUCCCCAAAAUACAGAUUUUUACAAUCCUGUUAGAGCAAAUUAGCUAUUUUUGAAUAUUAUAUGGUAAAAUUCAGCAUUUGGAGCAGCCAGCAAUCAUAUAAGGAAAGAUACCUAUACAUGGAAGGACAGCACAAAAGGAAAAUAACUCAUUAGAAAGCAAAAAUUAGUCACUAUAUUCUAAACUUUCAAGUAAUAGUCUUUUUGUAUCACUUAGUGGUAGCUAAGGUAAAUACCAAUUAACAGUGACAUUAAUUAAAGUGGCUCAAUCUUUGAUUCUUAGUUUUGUAUAUAGCCUUCUCUUGUAAAUUUUAAGUGUUUCACAGUUUACAUCAACGUCAGAAGGUUUUUAGGUCUCAAACUCUAGCCCCUUAGCUGUAGAUCCUACAUAUUUUAUUUACUUUUCCUUUUAAAAGGAUCUACUAAGUCCUUCCCCUCUUUUAACUUCUUUUUUUCUUUUUUAGAGAUGGGGUCUUGCUAUGUUGACCAGGCUGGUCUUGAACUCCUGGCCUCAAGCAAUCACUUCCUUAACAGGCGUAAGCCACCACACCCAGCCCCUUUGUUUAGCUUUUCAUUGUAAAAGAAUUUCAAAUAUAUAUAAAAUGAGAGAAAAGACAAUGAACUCUCAGGUCUUUAUUAUUCAACUUUAACAAUUAGUUUUGUAGCUAACCUUAUUUAUCUAUACCCCUUCAUGGGUUAUUUUGAAGGGAAUCCCAGACAUCAUAUCAUUUUUACAGUUUGUUUGAAUCAGUAUCCUUAUAGCUACUGGUUGUUAUUUCUUAAACUCUAGAUCCCUUUAAAAUUUUUUUCUUACAAUUUUUUAUUUGUUGAAGAAACUGGAUCCUUUGUCCUCUGGAAUUUCCCACCGUCUGUUUUUUACUGAUGUUAUCUUCAUAUAGCAUAUUCUUCUUCCCCUUUAUUACGAUAAAUUGGUAGAGAUAUGUUUUAAUAUUUCCGCAAGAAUACUUCGUAGGUGGUGGUGUGUACUUACAUUGGGAGGCUGAGCUCCUUUUACUUUAAUGGAACAUACUUCCUUGACUAUACUGAAGUGGAUAUAAUGUUGCUCUAGGGAGAGAUGUUUUUCUUUUCAGGGCAUCUGAGGCAAAAUUCAUUCUAGGUUCUAUUCUUCUUUUUUUUUUCUUUUUUUUUUUUGAGAAUAAAGAAAGGAAGAAAAAAGAGAGAAAGAGAGAGGAAGAGAAAAUGGGAGAGAGAACGGGAAUCUUGCUCUAUUGCCCAGGCUAGAAUGCAGUCUAAAAAUGGGUAUUAAAAACCUCUUUUAUACCAAUAAAUGUGCUUAAAAAUGGAGACAGGAAGGAAUAAGGGAGGAAAAUAACAAAAAAGCAGCCAACCAGUAUUUCAUUUAAACCUGUGAAAUGCUAUGCAAUUGCUGAGGAGUGACUUACUUCCAAUUUUGUGGUCACUUUUAGAAUAGGUGUGAUGUGAUACUGAGAAAAAUGUGUGUUUUGUGGAUUUGGGAUGGAGAGUUCUGUAAAUGUUUAUUAAGUUUACUUAUUCCAGGUAUGAGUUCAAGUCCUGGAUAUCCUUGUUAAUUUUCUGUCCCGUUGAUGUGUUUAAUAUUGACAAUGUAGUGCUAAAGUCUCCCACUAUUAUUAUGUGGGAGUCUAAGUCUCUUUGUAAGUCAUUAAGAACUUGCCUUAUGUAUCUGGGUGCUCCUGUAUUGGGUACAUAUAUAUUUAGGAUCAUUAGCUCUUCUUGUUUCAUUGAUCCUUUUACCAUUAUGUAAUGUCCUUCUUUGUCUCUUUUGGUCUUUGUAGCUUUAGAGUCUGUUUUAUCAGAGACAAGAAUUGCAACUCUUGUGUUUUUUUUCCUCUCCAUUUGGUUGGUAAAUCUUCCUUCAUCCCUUUGUUUUGAGUCUUUGUGUAUCCUUGCAUGUGAGAUUGGUCUUGAUGCAGUAUACCGAUGGGCUUUGGCUUUUUAUCCAAUUGGAUGUCUGUGUCUUUUGAUUGGGGCAUUUAGCCCAUUUAAAUUUAGGAUUGAUAUUGAUAUAUAUGAGUUUAAUACUGUCAUUGAAUGCUGGCUGGCUGUUUUGCCCAUUAGUUGGUGUAAAUUCUUCAUUAUGGUAAUGCUCUUUACCUUUUUGUAUGUUUUUGGAAUAGCUGACACUAGUUGUUCCUUUCUAUGUGUAAUGCUUCUUUCAGAAGCUCUUGUAAAGCAGGCCUGGUGGUGAUGAAAUCUCUGAGUACUUGCUUGUUCACAAAAAAUUCUAUUUUUCCUUCCCUUCUGAAGCUUAGUUUGGCUGGAUAUGAAAUUCUGGGUUGAAAGUUCUUUUCUUUAAGAAUGUUGAAUAUUGGCCCCCACUCUCUUCUGUCUUGUAGGGUUUCUGCUGAGAGAUCUGCUGUGAUUUUGAUAGGCUUCCCUUUGUGGGUAACCUGACCUUUUUCUCUGUCUGCCCUUAGUAUUUUCUCCUUCAUUUCAACCCUGGUGAAUCUAACAGUUAUGUGCCUUGGGGUUGCUCUUCCUGAGGAGUAUCUUUGUGGUGUUCUCUGUAUUACCUGGAAUUGAGUAUUGUCCUGCCUUGCUAGGUUGGGAAAGUUUUCCUGGAUAAUAUCCUGAAGAAUAUUUUCCAGCUUGGAUUCAUUCUCUUCAUCACAUUCAGAUACUCAUAUGAAAUGUAGAUUAGGUCUUUUCACAUAGUCCCAUAUUUCUUGGAGACUUUGCUCAUUCCUUUUUAGCCUUUUUCUCUAAACUUGUCUCAUUUUAUUUCAUUAAGUUGGUCUUCGACUUCCGAUAUCCUUUCUUCUGCUUGAUAAUUCACCUGUUAAAACUUGUGCAUACUUCGUGAAGUUCUCAUAUUGCGUUUUUCAGCUCUAUUAAUUCACUUAUAUUCCUCUCUAAAUUGUCUAUUCUCAAUAGCAUUUCAUCAAACCUUUUUUUCAAGGUUCUUAGUUUCUUUGCAUUGGGUUAGAACAUGUUCUUUUAGCUCACAGAAGUUUCUUAUUUUCCACCUUCUGAGGCCUGAUUCUGUCAAUUCAUCACACUCAUUCUCCAUCAGGCCUUGUUCUGUUGCUGAUGAGGAGCUGCGAUCCCCCGUAAGAGGAGAGACAUUCUGAUUUCAGGUAUUUUCAGUCUUUUUGCACUGGUUUCUUCCCAUCUUUGUGGAUUUACCCACCCGUCGUCUUUGUAAUUGCUGACUUUCAGAUUGGGUCUCUGAGUGGACAUCCAGCUUGUUGGUGAUGAAGCUUUUUCUUUUUCUUAGUUUUUCUUUGGCGGAUUCCCCUCCCCCACAGAGCUGGACCUUCCCAGAUUCAGCUGUGCUUGCUGUGAAACUCUCAAUCUUCAGCGCUUCCAAUUGCUGUUUUUUUUGUGGGGGCACUGCGCCGGCUGAAACAGCAGCAUUGAGAUUCAUGGCGCUCUUCUGCCCAGGAAUCUCCCGGUCUGGCUCCCUGCUUCAGUCCCCCCCUUCAAUUAGCUGAAUGGGUGACUCUGCCUUCCCAGAGCUCCAAACACCAACUAAAAGGGCAUCGAGUUCCAUAUACUCCAUACUGAGAACUGCCGUGCCAGCCAAAGGAGUCACGCUGGCGACCCGUGGGGCUCCUCCGCUGGAAUCUCCUGGUCCAUGGGCAACAAAAAUUCGUCUGUAAGUGUGGUGUCCACUCAGUCUCUGCGCUUUCACUGGGAGCUACAAUCCUGAGCUGCUGCUAAUCGGCCAUCUUGGAUCUCUCUCCCUGGUUUUUUCUUAUACUCCCCCCUCCCCCCACCACAGUCCUCGCCUUUGAACUUUAGGUUAGGGAUUGUUGGGAAGAGACUAUUACCCACCUGCUGUAUGCUUCUAAAUUAUUUAGUUAAGAAUAUAGAAACUAAAUAACUAUUCCGAAUAGUAGCAAAUACAGUAUAUCUAUAAAAGUUUUUCCCAUCUCUUUAGGUUUCCUGCAGUACAUACAGCCACCAUCGCUACAGGGAAGGUUCACCUAGCAUUGCUGUAUCAAGUUCUGAAUAUAUCAUUGCCCAUUUGUUCCUAGGCUUUCUUGAACAUUUUGCAAAGACUUAAUAAAUGAUAUUUAUAACAUCACAGUUUUCUGGACUUGGAACUAAUUCAGCACUAGCAAGGCCAUUCUCAUCGUGGGGGUGAGAAAGCUCAGAUGCACUUAAGUGAUAUAUUUGCUUCUAGUAUUCCAGAAUCCUUGAAAAUCCAUCUUCCUGUGACCCACCCCUUGAAUCUGUUUUAAUAUCCUUUGACUUGUAUGGUUCUAAUAUAAAGUUUGUGUCAAAGACCAUGAUCCAAAUACUUUUUUCCACACUGCUGUCUCUAGCUUGCUUCCCUUUCUCUCCCUUCUCUCUUUCUUCCAUCCUUCCUUUUAUUGAUCACAUGUUUAUAAUUGCCUAAUGUGUACCAGGCAAAGUGCUAGACUCAGGAAGCAAGUUAACUAGACAUAGGCCUGUGUACAAGGGAAAGGUUGGCCCACUGGGACAUUUAAUUAUUGAUAUAAAAAAUAACUGUCACGUCACACAUAGAAUCCAGGAAAAGUCAACCCCCAAAUGUGAAAAGCAAAAGUUAAGAAGAAAAUAAAAUAUCUUUCUGAGCUCACGAUAAGAUUUCUUUAAAUACAUCAAACGUAAUUUUCAUAAAGAAAAAUAUUAAUAAGUUUGACUACAUUAAAAUAACUUUCUGUAUGAUAAUGAACACUGUAAAAAAAAAAGCAACAUGCUGCUGAUGGUGAGAAGUUAUUUGUAACUCAGGUAGUUGACAAAAGAUUAGUAUCUAAGGUAUAAGAAGAGCUCCUGUUAGUAAAUAAAAUAAUAAAAACAACCACGUAGAAAAUGGGGUAAAGGAUAUAAGUAGGCAAUUCACAGAAGAAAACUUAGUGUUCAGUAAAUAUAUUAAGGUGUUCAACCUCACUGAUAAAGAAAUGCAUUUUAAAACAGCAAAAUGUUUCAUACUCGUCAGAUUAGCAGAAGUCUGUCAUUACCUGUUUUGGAGAGGACAGAGAGAAAUCAAUGUUAUAUCCAGCCAAUGGAGUAUGAAUUGGCCAAAAUUACCUGGAAAGGCAAUUUGGCUAUAAUCAGAAAGUUGAAGAUAAGCAUAUUAUAGUGCUUGUUUUGUAUAUGUGUCCAAGAAAAAGUCCUGUAAUAUGAACAACAAAAUCUACAUACCAAACAUUUGUUGCAGUGUUGUACAUUACUGUAUGGAGCUAGAAAUACCAUAAGAGUCCAUUGUUAAAGAAUAAGUAAAGUGGUAUGUUCAAACAAUGGAAUAUUAUGUAUAGUAGUUUGCUAGGGCAGCCACAACAAAGUACCACAGACUUGAUGGCUUAAGCAACAGAAAUUUAUUUUUUAUCAGUUCUGGUGGCUUGAGGUCCAAGAUAAGGUACCAGCAGGGCUGAUUCUUCCUAGCACUGUAUCCAUUCCAUUAAACAGCACCCAGGUUAGGGCUUCAAUAUACAAAUAAUGGGGAGGGGUCUGGACACACAAUUUAAUCCACACUUGUAUGUAACAGUUACAAUGGAUAAACUAGAAUGUAUCAAAAUGGAUAAACAUCUAAUGCCUAUUAAGUAAUUUUUUUUAAAAAAAGAAUGAUACAUGUAGCAGAACUUCAUGCCUGUGAAGUAAAUAAAACUGUUACAUUGUUUAUGGAGGUAGGCAGCAUUUAUAGUAAAUGUAUAUACACUCAUGGGAAUAAUAACUUCUGGAUAGUGGUCACCACUGAGAAAGGAAUGGUGGAAUGUUAUAGGAAAAAAAUCCCAUGGGGACUUUAUCUGUAACGUUUUCUUCCUUAAGGGAAAAAAGCAAAAAGUUCAGGUUUAUUAAGACUGGCUAGCAGGUACAUAGGUGUUAUAUUAUUCUUUAUAACUGUCCUAUAUAUUUGGAACCUGAUAAUAUUAAAAAAAAAGCAAAGAAAAUACUAUAUCAAUGAAUGAAGUGCUAUUAAUAGAAGUUGAAAAUUCAUUUGAAUAAUAAGAUCUAGUAAUCAAAUAUUAGGCACAAGUUACCUCAUGAUAAAGUUCAUGCUUCUGGUUGAGAGUAGUUUUUAUGUUUAGAACAACAAUAAAAAUCUAUAAAUCUUUAUAGUAUCCUAUGUCAAAAGCAAGAAGUUUACUUUCCACAUAUAAAAAAGUUUGAGCUUUUGAAAUAACUCAUUUGUAGAGCAUUGAGUUGCAUAUACUAGGGAACUUCUAAUAAUGUAACACAAUACAUAGCAUAUGGCAUUUUGUUCUAGAGCAGUGGCUCUCAACUAGGAACAUAUGGAAAUGUGUGGGGUAACUUUGGUUGUCAGAAUGACUAGGAAGCACUGCUGGCAUUUAGUGAAUACCAUCUUAUGAUUCCAAACAUACUAUAAUGCGUUUGAUAAACCCAUAAAGUAAAGCAAGAUGCCAUCCUAAAUGUCAGUACCUGGUUGAGAAACAUUGGUCUAUAGGUUAAUUUCCUUUAAUGAAAAGUAGAUUCUUUAAAUUCACAAGAGCAGGCAAGCACUAUGAACAAUUACUAUUUCCAAGGCAACUUGGAUUACAGAGAAAAACAGGAUUUUUACUUUGGAGUCUGUUGAUUAGGCACUAAUAAUAGCUAAAGGACGUUUUUUUCUUAAUUUUAUGAUCCUAAUUUUAUUAGGUAAAUUAAUAACAAAAAAUUAACCACAUAAAAUAUACUAUUCAGUUGCAUUUAGUAACUUUAUGAUGUUAUGUAGCCAUUACCUCUAUCUAGUUCCAGAACAUUUUUCAUCAUCCAAAAGGAAUACGCAUUAAGCAAUCACUUCAUUUCGUCAACCCCAGUCAACCACUUGCCUGCUUUCUGCCUCCCUUGAUACAGCUAUUCUGGAGAUUUCAUAUACAGAUCAUACAAUACGUGACCUUUUACAUCUGUCUUCUUUCACUUAGCAUAAAGUUUUCAUGGUUUAUCCAUAUUGUAGCAUGUGUUGGUACUUCAUUCCUUUUUAUGGUUGAAUAAUAUUUCAUUUUAAUAACAUAUCACAUUUUGUUUAUAUGUUCAUCACUGUUGAUGGCCAUUUGGCUUAUUUCCUCCAUUUGACUCUUGUGAAUAGUGCUGCUAUGAACAUUCAGCAAGUUUGUGGAGAGGUUUUUGUUUGCAUACCUAUUUUUAUUUCUUUGGGUGGAACUGUUAGAUGAGGUGGUAAUUCUGUGUUUUUGCUUUUUGAGGAUGUCAGGCUUUUCAAUAGCAGCCACACCAUGUUUCGUUCCCACAAGCAAUGUACAAGGAUUCCAAUCUCCCCAUCCUCGCUAACAGAAUCUUUUGCUUUUAAGAAGCAAUUUAAAUGUCUGCAUGGUGUGGUUUUUUAUUUUUUAUUUCCUUUUUUUCUGGCUACGUCUUUAUAGAAUUAGCCACUAUUAUGACUAUUAUUAUUUUUUAAAAUAAUAUAAAAUGUUGUUUUAUAUGAGCAAACAAAAGCAAAAGUACAUACUUUUAAUAUGAGCAAGUAUAAGGUAAAAAUAAGUUUUGCUAUGAUGGACUGAGCUAAGUCACAACCUACAAAGAGAUCUAUAGUCAAUGUGUUUUUAAUGGAAUUAAUUUUUUUAUAGGAAUAGCUAAGAGUUUGAUUUCUCCUGGCAAGGAAAGAAUGUAAGAGCUUCUCCUAGUUGAUAUAUUAUAGUGUACCUCCCCUAUCUCAUGUUUUCUUUGGGUUAAAUCUAGUAUCUGGCAUUCACAGAUACCUCUGUUUCUACAACACAAGAAAUUUGAAUCAAGUAUAAAGGAAUUAUGAGUCACUCUGACUUCAGAAUUGAGGACUCCAAAUAAAUGUAAAAAUAGCAUUGAACUUUUGGAUAGAGGCUAAACUUGGUGUUGGAAGGGAUAAGUGAGAGUCUCCUAGAAUAUUUUCUGCAGUAAAAAAUAGUUUACCAACAAUUUGUUGAAACUGGGGAAACAGAUUAUGAAAUGUUUCUGGCAAACAAGAUACCUAAAGGUUUUUUUCUGUCCUACUGUUGCUUACAUUAUAUUAUAUAUUAUGUAUGUUUGGCCCAUGACUGCUAAUUUAUUCUAUCUUGUUUAAAUUUGAAUAGAGGGAAAUAUUACAUGGUAUUUUUAUAACGUAUUUCUUUAUGAGAAAGCAGGAUUAGACUAAGUUGGUUUUUUUUUUAAUUUUUAAACACAUGUUUCCUAACAUUUACUAUUUCUUUUGUAUAAUUACCCUAGAUAAGAAAGCUUUAUCCAGCCUCACCCUGUAGUUUGAUUUAGAGGAAACAAAAUAUGUUUACUUGAGCUGUAUUUUCAUUGCUUAACUUUUUAUCUGGUUAGUUUUUAUCUGCUUUAUUGCUGGCAUUUUCCCCCUCUUCCCUGCUACUUUAUAUCAAUAACAUUCUGAUGAUAUGACUUGAUAUGUAAAUCUUGAAAGAUAUAGAAAAUGAGUGGUUAGCAUGUUCCAUAAAUAUAAUAGUUAUGAUGCCACAGCACAAUUAUGGUACUGAUAUUUUGUUUUUUAAAAUCUAAUACCAAAAUGCCAGAUCGAUACUAUUUAAUUAAAAUUUUUAUAAAAAUAAAAGUUAAUCAGCAAAACUGGAAGUUCAAUGCUUAUCAUCAAUUAUCAAUAAUCAUGAAUUUAAAUAAUUAGAAGAAUAUUAAUGUUGAGCAUACAUUAUCAUUGGGACAAAAAUUAUUUGCAGAUAAAAUUAGUAAUACAGUUUUAUUAAAAAAUUUAAAAUGGCCUCAGAGGCUGCCUGUCUGCUGGUUCCCAAACCACAUGUGCCUUCCCUGCCUGGGUCUUGUUGCAAUCGCCACCACCACUGCACCAUGGCUUUCAUCACCAGGCAGUUCAUUUACUCUGUGUCCUCCUCAUCCACAGCCCUGUGCAAGAAAAAUCAUUGUCAAGCACAUAAUGGUCAUCAGCAUCACACAGAUUGCUGCAGUGACCAGCCACACAGUAGUGUUGCUAGACCAGACAGAGGACAUCUUGGCAGAAUAUAAAAAGGGAAUUGAGAAGAGCCUUGGGAAAGUGGCAAAGAAGUUGUUUGCAGAAAACACUAAGGCUGAUGAUGAAUUUGUGGAGAAAACCCUAAGCAACAUAUCAACCAGCACAGAUGCAGCAUCCAUAGUUCACAGUACAGACCUGGUGGUAGAAGCCAUUGUAGAGAAUCUAAAGACAAUUGUAGAGAAUCAAGCUCUCAAGAGGCUGCACAGGUUUGCGGCUGAACAUACAGUUUUUGCCAGUAAUACUUCCUCCUUGCAGAUUGCAAGCAUAGCCAAUACUGCCACCAAACAAGACUGAUUUGCUGGCCUCCAUUUACUCAAUCCAGUGCCCCUGAUGAAACUUGCAGAGGUCCUUAAAACAUCAGUGGUCACUCAAAAGACAUUUCAAUCUUUGGUAAACUUGAGCAAAACCCUGAGAAAACAUCCUGUUUCUUGCAAGGACACUCCUGGGUUUAUUAUCAGCUGUCUCAGGAUUCAACACCUCAUGGAAGCAGUCAGGUUGCAUACAUAAGGUGAUGCAUCCAAGGAAAACAUUGAUACCGCUAUGAAGGUAGGAUCCAGGAACCCCAUGGAUUCACUUGAGCUUCUAGAUUACGUUGGGCUGGAUACUGUGAAGUUCAUUAUGGAUGGAUUGCAUCAAUAGAUUUCAGACCAGCCCAUCCUUGAAAAAGCUGAUGGCAAAGAGAAGUCUGAAGAAGGAUUGUACGAAUACAUAUGAUGCUCAGCUUCUCUGGCUCUGCAAAGAACUCCUCAAAACUGUACAAUCUAAAGUGGACUGCAUUUUGCAAGAAGUUGAGAAGUUUACAGACCUAGAGAAACUCUACCUCUACCUUCAGCUGCCUUCUGGUCUCAGCAAUGGAGAGAAAAGUGAUCAGAAUGCCAUGUCAUCUAGUCGGGCACAACAAAUGCAUGCCUUUUCCUGGAUUCGGAGUACCCUAGAGGAACAUCCUGAGACUUCACUGCCCAAACAGGAAGUCUAUGAUGAGUACAAGAGCUAUUGUGACAAUCUUGGUUACCAUCCAUUAAGUGCUGCUGAUUUUGGAAAGAUCAUGAAAAACGUCUUUCCAAAUAUGAAGGCACGUCGUUUGGGCACAAGAGGCAAAUCUAAAUAUUGCUACAGUGGACUAAGAAAAAAAGCUUUUGUUCAUAUGCCAACACUGCCCAACCUUGACUUUCACAAAACUGGAGACGGAUUGGAAGGAGCUGAACCUUCUGGGCAGCUUCAAAAUAUAGAUGAAGAAGUUAUCUCUUCUGCUUGCCGUCUUGUGUGUGAGUGGGCCCAGAAAGUGUUAAGCCAACCAUUUGACAACAUCUUGGAAUUAGCCCGCUUCCUUGUAAAAAGUCACUAUAUAGGCACCAAGUCAAUGGCAGCUCUAACUGUAAUGGCAGCAGCACCAGCAGGAAUUAAAGGAAUUACCCAGCCUUCUGCUUUUAUACCUACAGCUGAAAGUAAUUCCUUUCAGCCUCAGGUGAAGACUUUGCCGUCUCCAAUUGAUGCUAAACAGCAGUUGCAACGGAAAAUCCAAAAGAAGCAGCAAGAGCAAAAACUACAAUCCCCUUUGCCAGGAGAAUCCUCAGCAAAAAAAUCAGAAAGUGCUACAAGCAAUGGAGUAACUAAUAUUCCUAAUGGAAAUCCUUCAAUCCUUUCUCCUCAACCUAUUGGUAUCGUUGUGGCAGCUGUCCCUAGUCCCAUUCCGGUCCAGCGGACUAGGCAAUUGGUAACUUCACCGAGUCCAAUGAGUUCUUCUGAUGGCAAAGUUCUUCCUCUCAACGUACAGGUGGUCACUCAGCACAUGCAGUCUGUGAAGCAGGCACCAAAGACUCCCCAGAACAUUCCAGCCAGUCCUGGUGGAGAUCGUUCUGCCCGGCACCGUUACCCUCAGAUCUUACCCAAACCAGCCAACACCAGUGCACUCACCAUUCGCUCUCCAACUACGGUCCUCUUUACUAGUAGUCCCAUCAAAACUGCUGUUGUACCCGCUUCACACAUGAGUUCUCUAAAUGUGGUGAAAAUGACAACAAUAUCCCUCACACCCAGCAACAGUAACACCCCUCUUAAACAUUCUGCCUCAGCCAGCAGUGCUACAGGAACAACAGAAGAAUCAAGGAGUAUUCCACAGAUCAAGAAUGGUUCUGUUGUAUCACUUCAGUCUCCUGGGUCCAGGACCAGCAGUGCGGGGGGAACAUCUGCUGUGGAAGUCAAAGUGGAACCUGAAACAUCAUCAGAUGAACAUCCUGUACAGUGCCAAGAGAACUCUGAUGGGGCUAAAGCUCCCCAAACACCUAGUGCCCUUUUGGGGCAGAAAAGUAACACAGAUGGAGCACUGCAGAAACCUUCAAAUGAAGGUGUCAUUGAAAUAAAAGCAACUAAGGUCUGUGACCAGAGGACCAAAUGUAAAAGUCGCUGUAAUGAAAUUCUGCCAGGCACAUCAACAGGCAAUAAUCAAAGCACUGUCACUCUAUCAGUUGCUUCUCAGAACUUAACUUUCACCAGCACCAGCUCACCAUCUAAUGGUGACUCAAUCAAUAAAGACCCUAAAAUAUGCACUAAAAGCCCAAGAAAACGACUGUCUUCUACAUUGCAAGAGACCCAGGUGCCUCCUGUAAAGAAACCAAUUGUGGAACAGCAUUCAGCAGCUACCAUAGAAGGGCAGAAACAAGGCAGUGUUAAGAAGGACCAAAAGGUUCCACAUUCAGGGAAAACAGAAGGUUCAACAGCAGGUGCUCAGAUUCCUAGCAAGGUAUCAGUAAAUGUCAAUUCACACAUAGGAGCGAAUCAACCCUUGAAUUCUCCUGCCCUUGUUAUCAAUGAUUCAGCUUUGGAACAGCCAGCAACUCCAUCAUCAUCUCCAGAUAUAAAAGUAAAACUUGAAGGAAGUGUCUUUCUCUUGGACAGUGAUUCAAAGUCAGUUGGCAGCUUUAAUCCAAAUGGAUGGCAGCAAAUCACUAAGGAUUCUGAGUUUAUAUCUGCCAGUUGUGAACAACAGCAAGAUAUCAGUGUUAUGACAAUUCCUGAGCACUCUGAUAUCAAUGACUUAGAAAAAUCUGUUUGGGAAUUAGAAGGAAUGCCACAGGACACAUAUAGCCAGCAGCUACAUACCCAGAUACAAGAAUCUUCUUUGAAUCAAAUACAAGCACAUCCUUCAGAUCAGUUACCUCUGCAAUCUGAACUGAAGGAGUUUGAGCCUUCUGUUUCCCAGACAAAUGAAAGCUACUUUCCUUUUGACGAUGAACUUACGCAAGAUAGUAUUGUGGAAGAGCUGGUGCUUAUGGAGCAGCAAAUGUCAAUGAACAACUCGCAUUCCUAUGGCAGCUGUUUGGGAAUGACCCUUCAGAGUCAGUCAGUAACUCCAGGAGCUCCAAUGUCAUCUCACACCUCCAGCACCCACUUCUAUCAUCCAAUCCAUAGCAAUGGCACUCCAAUCCACACACCUACACCUACACCCACACCCACACCCACUCCUACCCCAACCCCAACCCCAACAUCUGAAAUGAUUGCUGGAUCUCAGAGUCUAUCACGGGAGAGCCCUUGUUCCAGGCUAGCCCAGACUACACCUGUGGAUAGUGCUUUAGGAAGUAGCCGGCAUACACCCAUUGGUACUCCACAUUCUAACUGCAGCAGUAGUGUCCCUCCCAGCCCUGUUGAAUGCAGGAAUCCAUUUGCAUUCACUCCAAUAAGCUCCAGUAUGGCAUAUCAUGAUGCCAGCAUUGUGUCAAGUAGUCCUGUGAAACCAAUGCAAAGACCCAUGGCCACACACCCUGACAAAACUAAGCUUGAAUGGAUGAAUAAUGGGUAUAGUGGGGUUGGUAAUUCAUCGGUGUCUGGCCAUGGCAUACUCCCAAGCUAUCAGGAACUAGUGGAAGACCGUUUCAGGAAACCUCAUGCUUUUGCUGUGCCUGGACAGUCUUACCAGUCUCAAUCCAGACAUCAUGACACUCAUUUUGGUCGUUUGACUCCUGUCUCUCCUGUGCAGCAUCAAGGUGCCACUGUAAAUAACACCAACAAACAGGAGGGUUUUGCAGUCCCUGCCCCUCUUGAUAAUAAAGGAACUAAUUCAUCUGCCAGCAGCAACUUCAGAUGCCGGAGUGUGAGCCCUGCUGUUCAUCGCCAACGUAAUCUUAGUGGAAGCACCCUCUACCCAGUAUCUAAUAUCCCACGAUCUAAUGUGACCCCCUUUGGAAGUCCAGUAACCCCAGAAGUUCAUGUUUUCACAAAUGUUCACACAGACACAUGUGCCAACAACAUAGCUCAAAGAAGCCAAUCAGUUCCAUUAACAGUCAUGAUGCAGACAGCCUUCCCAAAUGCUCUUCAGAAGCAGGCAAACAGUAAAAAAAUAACCAAUGUUUUGUUGAGUAAACUUGAUUCUGACAAUGAUGACGCAGUGAGAGGUUUGGGAAUGAACAACCUGCCCUCUAAUUAUACGGCCCGGAUGAAUCUCACUCAGAUUUUGGAACCUUCUACUGUUUUUCCUAGUGCCAACCCACAAAAUAUGAUCGAUUCCAGCACUUCUGUUUAUGAAUUCCAGACACCAUCUUACCUCACCAAAAGUAAUAGCACCGAUCAGAUCAAUUUUUCUCCUGGAGAUAAUCAAGCACAAUCAGAAAUUGGAGAGCAACAGUUAGAUUUCAAUAGCACUGUUAAAGACCUGUUGAGUGGAGACAGCUUGCAACCCAACCAGCAGCUGGUAGGUCAGGUAGCAUCUGAUCUCACCAACACUGCAUCUGAUUUCUCUAGCGAUAUCAGGUUGUCUUCUGAACUCUCAGGCAGCAUCAAUGAUUUGAACACUUUAGACCCAAAUCUACUGUUUGAUCCAAGUCGUCAGCAGGGACAAGAUGAUGAAGCUACACUGGAAGAAUUAAAGAAUGAUCCAUUAUUUCAACAAAUUUGCAAUGAAUCCAUGAAUUCUAUGACUUCAUCAGGUUUUGAAUGGAUAGAAAGCAAGGACCAUCCUACUGUUGAAAUGUUGGGUUAAAUUGUGUUUUAUAAUAUGUAGCACACUGUAUCUAAAGACAUAUGUAUUGUAUUUGUCUUAAUGGAAGUGCCUCCCGCAGCAGAAAUACUAUUAAUUGUGACAUUUUAAAAGCGUUUGCUGCAGAAGUGGUUUCUUCUUCAGUAGGAAAUGGUUAGACUUGCCUCAGUUCUUAAAAAGUGUCUAAAGACAGUAGUCUGUAGAAGAACAAGUAUUAGGUUUUAAAUUUUAUAAUGUGCCCCAUUUAAUCACAUUGUUUGCUAGUAAUCAAUUGACUAUCCAGCUGUUACAAGAGCAGUCAAUCUUUAUUUUGUGCAAGUUGGUUUCAUCAGUUGAUCUGCACAGAACUCAGAAUAAACCAUCAAUUUUAGACAUAGGCUAUUUUGUUGUUGGCAUUAUCUUUUAGAUACAAAAUCAUAGCUAAGGUGAACUGUAGACAAGAAGGUCUUCCUUGAAACAGGGAUAAUAUUCAGGUUAUUAUAAAUAUUUAGGCUUGAAGCAUAGAGCUACUGUAGGAUGAAAAUAUCUGUAGGACUUUCUGGGGCUUCAGUACCGUUUAUACACGCAUGAUGAAGGGCUUAAAUAGGAGAAAAUAAUGGAAAAUUAAAUAUUACUUUAAGGAAAGCAAAGCUGCACUAAAAUUUUUAAGAGAAAAAAACAAGUAGCCAUUUAUAUUUGUGACCCUGCAUUAAUAUUAUUUGUAAGUGUUGAUUUUAAUAUGGAGCUAGCCCACAUGGAUGCACAGGCACACACACACUAAACAAGUAAAUAUAACUCGACAUUUGUAAUAUAAAUACAAGCAUGUUAGAAAAAUGCUUUAUGUUUUGUUAGUUGAGGUAGGGGAAUGAGCAGGAAAACAAAAGCAUUCUCUUUGUUUCAUCACAAUGGUUGCAUGUACUUAUUGAGAUUCUAAUUGAGAUUUAUUUUGAAGUUUUUCAUUAAAAUAUAUCUCAGUAAUCAAUUUUUUCCUCUUCAGUUGAGUGACUGAUUCCUUCACUCCUCUUGAAUAUAGUAACAUAGUUUGAUCCUAGGAUCCCUUUGAAAAACAAGCAGGAAGAAGGAUAACAUAAAAAACAGCAAAAAACAUUUCACCACAUAAGGUCUGAAGCCACAUAUCUUUGUAUCUCUGAUGAAACAAAGGGGAUAUCAAUAGUACUUGAAGAAGAGGAGCAUUUUAUUACUUGCUUUAUUUAUUUAUUGUGAUAACCACGAUUGCAAAUGAAGAACUCAGGAUUUGUUUUAAAAUGUUUCUCUCAAUGGCUCCCUUUUUUUUGUGAAUAAUUAUUUAUGAGUUGCAUAUUGACACAAAUCUCACUGGUUGAAAGCUCCAUUUAAGUGAGUAUCAAGAUCACUUUCAAAAAGAUUUUUAAAUUGCCAUUGUUUAAAAAGCUAACACGAAACCAUUUGCUAUGCUGCCUUGAACCUAGCUAAGCUUUCCUUUAUCUUAGUAAGCCAAUCAGAAGACUACAAUCAAUGAAUAUUUAGCAAAUGUGCUGAAGAGUUUAAUUUAAUAUGGUUUUGUUGUUCAAUAAAUUUGCAAGGUAGGGUAUUAACAUAUUUUGAUAAAUAAAUGGUGCUAGAGUUGGCGCAGAGGUUUAUAAAUUGAUAUGUCUUAGUUAUUGGCAUUUGUGUGUGUUUGCUGUUAAUCUUGAUUUAAUGAUUUGUUAGGUACUUUUUUCUUGAUGCUAGUUAUUUCUUCACUGUACAUUGAGACAGAGCACUACUGCACACCAAAGUAUGCAAUACCCAAAGGAAAUUGUGUGAUUUCUUCUAACAAAUGAUGGGAGCCUUUCUCUAUGAGAUACUCUGAAAAGGAGAUUUUGAGGCCAUUCUAAUCCCUUGUUUACAUUAUUAGCUUCCUACUAAUAUAAAAAUAAUGGAAAUCUUUUUUGAUAAAAAUAUAAAGACUGGAGGAUUUUUAACCCCCUGUACAGUAUUGCAGCAAACCUCUUUAAAUUUGGUUGAAUUCGUCCAGCAAACUUUCUGGGGUUCCUACAUUGCACUAAAUUUGUUGAACCUGUGGUAGGCACAUCUCUUAGGAUAAAUGCAACCAAUACAGUCCACAGAUUAAACUUUUUAAAUGUGUUUCAUUAUGAAAAGACAAAAUGUCAUCAAAGUGACAGAUAAAAUUGUCUUAUGUAGCAAUGUGCAUUGAUCUCAAUGAGAUAUUUCUUUUAUUCUCUUACAUGAGAAUAUUACAGCAGGAAGAAUUAAGUUUAGUUUGCUUCACCAUGUUAAUACAUGAUCACAAAAUGUGCAUGAGUGUUAUUGACUUACCUUGUACAGUACUAGGAUUCCUGUAACCACUCUUUUUUUUCUUCGCUGUAUUGAAACUGGUUCACUGUUAACCGGGCAAGCAUAGUUAUUCACAGGUUAUUUACUUUAUGUUUACUAAUUCUGCUUAGUUAUUGUUGAACAUGUUCUGUUCCAGAUUAUUUUUUAUUGUUUUGACGUUUAAAACAUUUUACAUACUGUUUAUCAUAAGACUUCAUGAAGUAAAUAAUUUUGCAUAUAAUUGCAAUAAGCACUGACUUUUGAACUGAAAAGAAGGAAAGUGUUUUUUUGUGCAGUGCAUCUGAGGUUCAUAUAAUAGUCUUGUACUAUAAUGUGCUUUACUACACGAUAAAUGACAAAAACAAGCCCUGUUUCAUGUUUCAUUUAGUGCAAAAAGUCGGAUUUCCCCAGUGUUUUGUUGUCUGUUGUACCUGCUGAAACUACAGUAGUUGACUAUUGCGGUAGCAUUUCAGUUCUCUUUUUUUAUUAAAAGUGCUUAAAAAUUGUUUUUUAAAUGUUUUCAAAAACAAUUAAAAACAUUUUAUAUUAAA